AUGACGCCCUCAGCUGACCAUCUGCUGGUCUACGGUCUCUAUUUGCUUAUUGAUGAGGCCGCCUCACAGUUUGGGGAAUUGGAUCCGGACGCCGGCAGCUAUUUGCUUCAACAAAAUGAUGGUUCAAUCCAAAUCGAGCUUCAAGAAGAAGCGACCGACUGCGAUUACCGAUGCCGAAGCAUACGUAAAGCGCUCUUAGAUGCUGAGAUGAAGGGCUUGGAAGAUGCACCAAAAUUACCCGAAGUCGAGGUCCAGGAGGGGCGAGCUCCCUGUUCACUAGAUGACUUCAUCUCAACUAACAACUGUACCAUGAGCCAACCCUACGAUGAUGAAGAGAUUUUAUGCGCACGGUGUCAUGGAAUAUUCAACCUGGGCUCCGGUUGCUUUCCCCGUUAUCUAAAUGCCGUACGUUGUGAAGGAGCCGAUUCCGAAUGUAUCUACGAUCGGUGGACUAAUACAGCCCAUGGUAAAUGUCGGCCACAACGCCUAGCGUUCAAAAUAUUGCAAAAUGUGGGAGACGAUGUAUGCGAGGUUUGGAAAAUAGUAAAUAUACAGCUACCUGUGGCCUGCAAUUGUUUUCUGCUACCAAAUUCCGGCCUACUGUCUUCCGUCCCAGCGAAAAAUGGU
Messenger RNA from Mesorhabditis spiculigera, 627 nucleotides. Lineage: Eukaryota; Metazoa; Nematoda; Chromadorea; Rhabditida; Rhabditidae. The record is from the annotation of a GenBank genome assembly.